AAUUGGAUUGUCACUGGGAAACUAAACUAUAUUCUGUGAGUAAUUUAGAAAACUUUGUUUCCUAGAUGCGGAUAAUUGAGAAUGUUGUGAAGACAAAAACCAUACAAGAAUUUUCUCUGGUUAUGUGUUGAAUGUUAAGAAAGUGCACCUUGAAGAAGCUGCCAUGGAAGAGAUUCCAGUUAAAGUUGCAGUAAGAAUAAGACCUCUGCUUUCCAAAGAAAUUCUUCAUAACCACCAAGUGUGUGUGAGACUAGUCCCAAAUACACAGCAAGUUAUUAUUGGGAAAGACCGGGUCUUCACUUUUGAUUUUGUGUUUGGCAAAAAAUCAACCCAAGAAGAAGUUUAUACAACUUGUAUUAAGCCUCUAGUGGUGUCUUUGAUUGAAGGAUAUAAUGCAACAGUUUUUGCUUAUGGACAGACAGGGUCUGGAAAGACUUAUACCAUUGGAGGAGGGCAUGUUGCAUCAGUGGCAGAGGAUGAAAAAGGUAUCAUUCCACAUGCUAUCCAGGAACUAUUUCAGAGCAUUUCUGAAAACACUAAUAUUGAUUUCAGUGUAAAAGUAUCUUAUAUAGAGGUCUACAAGGAAGAACUCCGUGAUCUGCUAGAGCUGGAGACCUCUAUGAAAGAUUUACAUAUUCGAGAAGAUGAAAAAGGAAAUACAGUGAUUAUUGGUGCCAAGGAUUAUCAAGUGGAAAGUGCAGAUGAAGUGAUGAGCCUGUUGGAAAGUGGGAAUGCAGCUCGUCACACAGGUACAACUAAAAUGAAUGAGCACUCAAGCCGGUCUCAUGCCAUCUUUACUAUUAGUGUUUGUCAGAAACAGCCUGCACAGUCUCAGAAAAAUGUAGGUGUCACACAAGAUUCAUCUCAGAGAUCAAUUCAGAUGAUUACUUCAAAGUUCCACUUUGUAGACCUGGCAGGAUCAGAAAGAGUGACCAAAACUGGAAACACUGGUGAACGGUUCAAAGAAUCAAUUCAGAUCAACAGUGGCCUCUUGGCUUUGGGAAAUGUAAUAAGUGCUCUUGGAGACCCAAAGAGAAAGAGUAUACAUAUUCCAUACAGGGAUGCUAAAAUUACUCGUAUUCUGAAAGACUCCUUAGGAGGAAAUGCCAAGACUGUCAUGAUAACAUGUAUAAGUCCAUCUUCAUCUGACUUUGACGAAUCUUUAAAUUCCCUCAAGUAUGCCAAUAGAGCCAAGAAUAUUAGAAAUAAACCAGUUGUUAACUACAAUCCUGACUGGGAACGGAUUGAUGAAAUGGAACUUGAGAUCAAAUUGCUUAGGGAAGCUUUGCAGAACCAGCAUGUUAGUGCAAUGUCCCAGGCUAGUCAAGGAUCACAGGACUUCAGUCAAGAUAGGACUCGAAUCAAUUCUCUUGAAGACCAACUGGCCCAGCUUCAGGUGAAAUGUUUCAGCUACAGAAAUUGCAUUGAGAAAGUCUUCAGAUUUUUAGUCAAUUUAAAUGACAUCAUCAGCCUAACAGGAAGUCAAAAAGACAAGUUACAAGAUUGGAUCAAUAUGGUGCAGGAAUUGAGGGAGGAAGCUCUUGCCAUGCCACAAGUUGAGAGUGGAAUUAGAAGUGAUCAAGAAGAUCCCCAUCAUAUUACAGUUCUUCAGCUGAAGAGGGAACUAAAAAAAUCCCAGCUGGCUCUAGCUACAGAUGAAGAAAUGUUUAGUCAGAAGAAGCAAGAGCUAAAAGUGUUACAGGAUCAAAUACAGGCAUUAUUACAGGAACACCAAGAAUGCCUAGAAUAUCUAAAAGAGGCCCAAGAAACAAAUAGACUACAGAAUGAGAAAAUGGUAGAACAGCAAGUCCUUAUUGAUCAGCUACAGGAUAAGCUGGAGAAGUUUACAGUGACAGAAGUGUCUGUUACCAGGGGUCCUUGCAGUGACACUCCAGCACCAGCUCUAGAGACACCUGCAAGACCAUACAGUGUGCCACUCACUAACAGUUUACUAUAUUCCUUUCAUGUUCCUUCAGGGACUGAGUGUCAAAAGGUGCAUUCCAGUCCUCCUGUCUAUUCACUAGCCCGAGUAAUGGCUGGAUUUCGAACUCGCAGCCAGAUGAUGCUGAGUUAUAUAGAAGAACAAGAUGAAGUCCUUCACUUGCAUUUCUCUGAUGAAGAGGAGAAGAAUAUAGACAGAAAAAAGAAACCAGCAUUUAGGCACUCCAUAAACCACACCUGGACACGAAAACAGGCUGCCCUUUGUUCUCCCCUUGAAAUGAAUGAUCUGCAGUGCCAAAUAUACAAGCCCAGUUUACCAGACAAAACUAUGUUGCAGACUGACACUGUCACAGGUGAAGAGAUUGUUUGCUUCCGGAAAAGUCAGGUAUUAAAUAUGCAGAAGUUAAAGAAUUCAGAACUAAGACUCACUGAAGCCAAGCAAAAAAUGAGAGAACUUGAACUUAACAUCAGAAUGAAAGAGGAACUCAUCAAAGAAUUGGUAAAAACAGGUAAUGAUGCUCAGUCUGUAAGCAGGCAGUAUUCUUUGAAAAUAACUAAAUUGGAGCAAGAAGCUGAGCAAGCCAAAAUGGAACUCGCUGAAACACAAAAACAGCUUCAGGAGGUGGAGAACAAGGAGCUGAGAGAUGUUGCUGAGAAAGCCAAGUUACAAAAAGAGUUCCGGAAGAAAAUGGAUGCAGCUAAGAUGAAAGUGCAGGUCUUACAGAAGAAGCAGGAGGACACGAAGAAGCUGGCUUCAUUAUCAACCCAAAAUGAAAGACAGGCAACAGAACUCGAGCAAAAUGUGACUCAUAUGAGGCAUCAACAAGCCCAGCUACAGAAACAAUUACAUGAAGAGAGUGAAAAAAAGAAACUUCUAGAGGCAGAGAUUCAACGAGACCAGCAACAAAUUAAAGAACUUCAGCUAAAGAUGGAACAACAGCAGAAGAUUCUCAAACUCAAAAAUGAAGAGAUUGCUGCAUUUAAAAAGAAUUCCACAGGCACUCCACAGCAACUUCAGGAACUGGAAGAACAAAAGAAAUGGUUGGAUGAAGAACUAGAGAAAGUUUUGAAUCAAAAGCAAGAGUUAGCACAACUGGAAGAAGAUUUAAAGAAAAGAGAAGCUAUCAUAACCAAGAAAGAAGAAUUAUUUCAAGAGAAGAGUCACUUGGAAAUCAAGAAACUAAGAUCUAGCCAGGCUUUAAACACAGAUAGCUUGAAAUUAUCUGCGCGCUUGAGUGUACUGGACCAGAAACUAUGUGAUAAAAGUGUGCAGCUUCAGAAUGUCACCACUGAAGACAAGAGAGAAAUCUUGGAAGAAAUUCAAGUUCUCCAGAAGGAAAGGGAUCAGUUGCUCAGAAGGAGAAAUAGCGUAGAUGAGAAACUUAAGGAUGGUAGAGUGUUGUCAGCUGAUGAAGAACAUGUCCUUUUCCAACUGGAAGAAGGGAUUGAAGCCUUGGAGGCUGCUAUUGACUAUAAGAAUGAAAGUAUUCAGAAUCGCCAACACUUGCUCAGAACUUCAUCUCAGAUUCUUUCCCAGAGUGAGGCCAAUGUAAUGGGAAAACUAAUUUCUCUGUCUGCUGUUGAUCUCAGAGCUAUCCUUUUCAAGUACUUCAACAAGGUUGUUGGGUUACGUGAGGCUGAACGUAAGUUACAGCUGCAGACUGAAGAGCUGGAGAUGAAGGUCACAGAACAAGAUAACAUAAUCCGUGAACUAGAAUCUGUACUUGAACGCCUAAAGCUGCAGUGUGAUAGGCGACUCACCCUACAGCAGAGAGAACACGAACAAAAGAUGCAGUUAGUAUUGCAUCAUUUCAAAGAACAAGAUGGCGAAGGAAUUACAGAAACCCUUAAAAUGUAUGAAGGUAAAGUCCAGCAACUGGAAAAAGACUUAUUUUUCUAUAAGAAAACCAGCAGGGAUCUAAAGAAGAAAGUGAAGGAACUGGUAGGAGAGCCAUUUCAUCAGCUGUUGGCACCAACUAAGUGUCAUGGUGCUGGUGACAGGACAUUGAGCCAAGAUGAAGCAGAAGUCUCUUCAGAAGAAGUCAAAUGGAUAUUAAAGACUGAAAGUAACAAUCAGAGAGGGAUAUUUAAAGAAAUUGACAAACUAGCAAGUAAUUUAAGAACAUGGCAGAAUUCAUACAAGCCUGGAGAAGAAGUUGCAGAGAGAGGACACAGCAGAAGGUGUUUCUUAAGUAGUGAAAACAAUAUAGGAACAGAUGAAGUACAGCCUUCAAAAUCUUAUUCUCAGCUAUCUUCUCAUCCUCAGACAGUUGAGAUGCACAAGGAAGUACAAGGAAUAAUAACCCCAAUAAAAUUAUCUCGCCGAGAACUACGUCAUAUCCCUGCAUCUGAAGUAUCUUUGAGGCGAUCUAGCCUUGCAGCUGGUGUCAGUUCUGUUGCUGCAGAUUCCUUUGAUAUGUCCAGAAAAUCUGACGAUUUUAAGAGAUAGUUAUUCUGAGCCUUUAACAACACAUGUUACUGAAACCACUGAUAAGGUUUCCUUUAUUCUUAUCUGGCAGAAUUAGCAGCUGGAAUAAACAAACAAUUGUUUUUACAGUUUUAAGCACACCACCAGCAAGUUGUUACACACACGUUGUUUCAGAAUCACAACCACCAGGUACUGGCACACAAUUUCAAAAAAGCUUGUUACCCUGAGGAAACUAGUUAAAUAAUGUUUAUAUUUCUUGGUAUUUUUACAAUCACUUUAAGAGUACCUUCACAUUUUGCAAAAUUUGCAUUGCAUUAAUGAAGUCAAUAGUUGUCAAAGACCAAGAUAAUUUAAUUUUUCUGGCUUAAACACACACAAAGGCAUACCUUAUUCUGUUAGAGGCAUAGCACAGAACUUGAAAACUUGGCUACUAGCCUUUCACCUACUAUUUCAGUUAUUUCCUGAUCAGUUCUAUGCAUCUUCUACAUCCUAUGCAUGAUCAGAACUGACAUCUAAAACUAAUUCUUUGCUCUUGGAAAGGAACAUGAAAAUAUUCACUCUCUUCUCUCAGUAUUUAAUUGCUCUUAUUUUAAGAGUUUAUACCAUGUAAGGUAAAUGUUUGUCUUCUAUUUUACAAGGGGACUUUACAUGUCUUUUACAUUAUAUGAACCUUCUUAAGGUAUCUGUGCAAGAGAAGUGUUAAUCAUAUUUGUGAAAUUAAGACCGAAUUCACAUUCCUUUUGUGUUGUUGUUGUUUUAUAUUUUUAAUAUAGGACUUGCACUUAUGCAGCUUUGAAGUGUAAUGUUUAUGUUCUACUGAAAUGAUAAACUAUGGCAUCAAACUUAGCAUCUUUAGGUAAGUCAAGAGACAGUUUAAUGCAGUCACUUAGCAUUCACAGCUUUUCAUUUAGAAGGAAGUGUGAAUCAUUAUUUUAAGUUACAGAUCUGUUUCGGAGCAGACUCCCCAGGCCUAUGGUUUACAACUGCUUGUUAUUAUCUUAUUUCUUAGUCAAAAUAUUCAAUAUACAUAUAUUUGUGACAAGACUGUGAUAUUUGACAAAGAAGCUGGUUAAUAGAUGAACUGACUUGAAGCCAGGAGUCAUGGUUUUUAAAAAAAUUGCUAAGUAUUUUUCACCUCAAUUCAUAUUUAGACUCUUAAAUAUAAUAAAUGCCCUGAUUUUCAACAAUGCCAAGUCCUCCUUGUUUCAAAACUUUAAAAUCAGGCCAUUUUAAGUGUCUAACAGUAAGCACUCCUAUUGUACAGUUUUGGCCUGAACUAUUUGCUGCACUUAACAAGAGUAAAUUGUUCUAGUCUGAACUGAGUUACUUUCUGAUAUCUCUUAGAGAAGGCCUCCUGCAUAUGGCACAUGGCCACUGAUUACAAGAACUCCAUUAAAAGCCUGUUUACAAAGCAAAUUUGACCCUGUCAGGAGAUCAUGUUGCAACAUGAUAGUACCUUAACAUUUUAGUUUUAGUCUCUUCUGCAUAGUUUGCACAAAACUUCAUUAGAAAUAUAUUAAUGAGCCGUUUUAGAGCCCUGCAAAAUUAAGGAUAAUUGCAUCCUUAUUAAUUCAAUUUAGUUAUUUCCCAUUAUGAUAUUGAAUUGUAAUUCAUGGGAUUUGGAGGAUUUUGUAUUUGUUUUGUUUUGGAUAUUUUUACUAUAAUGUAAGUAUAAAUUGUGAGUCUUACUAAUGUUUUUUUAUUAAUAUAUUUAAUAUUCAUGUAACUUAAUGCAUGUUGUCUAAAGCAAUAAACAAAAAGUAAACAUA
Molecule: messenger RNA, 6138 nt
Organism: Gavialis gangeticus (Gharial)
Lineage: Eukaryota; Metazoa; Chordata; Crocodylia; Gavialidae
Gene: KIF27
Product: kinesin family member 27
Exons: 18
Coding region: 164-4390 (1408 amino acids)
Biological process (GO): microtubule-based movement; mitotic spindle organization
Molecular function (GO): microtubule motor activity; ATP binding; microtubule binding
Source: RefSeq, a predicted model, not a curated record